This is a messenger RNA of Larimichthys crocea (large yellow croaker), 2907 nucleotides long. RefSeq names its product N-acyl-aromatic-L-amino acid amidohydrolase (carboxylate-forming) B. The transcript is spliced from 7 exons. Lineage: Eukaryota; Metazoa; Chordata; Actinopteri; Sciaenidae. Gene Ontology annotation, cellular component: cytosol. The record is from RefSeq and is a predicted model, not a curated record. Gene Ontology annotation, molecular function: hydrolase activity, acting on ester bonds; aminoacylase activity. The coding region runs from base 303 to 1235 and encodes 310 amino acids.
GAUCUCAAGAACAUAAAGGGGAGAGCCGGAAGAGGCAGGACAGAAUGAAAGGGAGUAGGGAGGCUGGCUUUAAACUAAAACAGUCUGUAUUUGUGUAUGGACCAGUUUGUGGUCACCAUUCAUUCAUGUCUGUGCACGUGAACAGUUAAUGUCUCUGACUGGGAAGUAGCUCGUAGAUUGCCUGCAUUGCUUUGUUUGCAGGUUAUGAUAUCUUGUAUUACUGUUGUUGUACAACUUCCCCUCCUAGUUAGAAAGGUUUCUGAAGUUCAGUGAGUGUCCAGGAAGCACUUUUUGACAGAAAGAUGGAGCACAUCUCUUUCCCGCCACUGUCCCGUGUUGCCAUUUGUGGCGGCACCCAUGGAAAUGAGAUGUCUGGGGUGUACAUGGUGAGAGAAAUGCAACAGAAACAGAAGGCAGAUCAAGUUGGAUCAGUUUCUAUAACCACCGUUUUGUCAAAUCCACGGGCUGUGGACGCUUGCAGAAGAUACAUAGACAAAGAUCUCAAUCGCUGUUUCACAGAUGACCUGCUGAGUGCACCCGUAACAGACUCUACACCCUAUGAGCUGAGACGAGCCCAAGAGCUGAACGCUCAGCUUGGGCCCAAAGGAAGCCAAGAGGCCGUGGAUGUGGUCUGUGAUCUCCACAACACCACUGCCAACAUGGGCCUCUGCUUCAUCUUUUACUCCUUAGACUGGAUCACCAUGCACAUUUAUAAAUACAUAAAGAGCAAAAUUACCUCUGCGCCUGUGAGAGCAAUCCAGCUGGAUAUACCCAUGUCUGAGGCUUAUUCCCUCGAGUCGGUGGGCAAACAUGGCUGUGCCAUAGAAGUUGGUCCUCAACCCGGCGGUGUAGUCAGAGCUGAUAUCUUUAACCUGGUGAAAGAGGCACUGGAUCUCACAAUAGAGUGGCUACAGGGAUUCAACUCUGGAAGUACUUUUGAAGGAGGUGAAGUGGAAGUAUACAAUAUGGUGAAGAGUGUAGACUACCCAAGGGAUCCUACAACCAAUGAGAUUACUGCUGCCAUACACCCCGAGCUACAGGACAAUGACUUCAAGCUUCUCCACCCAGGCGACCCCAUGUUCCUGAAAUUUUCUGGCGAGGCGGUGAAGCACGAGGGAGAAGAACUCUACCCUUUCUUCGUAAAUGAAUGUGCCUACUAUGAGAAGAAGAUUGCUUGCCAUUUAGGCAAAAAGUUCAAUAUAACCAUCCCGUCCGUAAGUGUGAAGAAGGACUGAGAAGACGGAGGCAGAAUGAGAUGAACUGGAGAGGUUUUUAAUCAUAAUAACUGACAAAGUAUGUGAACUACAUGUAUGAUCACUUUUGAAUGUCAAAUGAGCACACCUAUGCAACGAAUGACACAAUUUUAUAAAUCAAUAUAGCAGCUCAGUACUGCCUCUGUGAGGUUCAACAUUUAAGACAGGGAACAUGUGCAAUAAAUGCAUUGCACCAGAUAUGCUAAUUUCCAUCUGUUGUCUCUCAUGUGUGAUACCAAAGAUGUUUUUUCACUUGAAUGUUUGAUGUUGCACAGGAGGUGGAGUUAUAAUUCUCCACUAAAUUAACUAGAGGACUUUUUAGGACUGUGGCAAUAAUGUUCAUGUCUAAAUAAAUGGAAACUUAGAUCACUUUUAAGAUGGCGUGUUUUGACUUGACCUUUAUGUGUUAAGAGGCAGAGAAGGGAGAAAAUGUAGAUUAGAAACAUGUAGAUUGAGUCUGGUAUGUUUUAGCAACUUUAAUAUGCACCACGUUCAACUUAAUAUAGCAUGUUUUUACCUUAUGUUUGCCAUUUAGCCCUGAACACAAAGUACAGCUGAGGCUGGUGGUGAUGUAUUUGGACAUAAGUAUUGCAGCAUCUAGAGUCUCGUCGUUAACGUGGCUAAAAAUAAUAAAAGCAAAGCGUCUCAUAUGACAAGUCAAUAGCAAAAGAUCACACGAAAACAACUACAGAAGUAGCCAAAUGUCAAAUGUAUUAAUACAGAGACAAAUACAGUGUGCUUCAGGACACAUAAAAACAUUUACAAAAGCCAAGAGUGUACACAGAUCGGAUGAGUAACAAAACGUCGUGACAAGAAAACAUCACAAUUUGGAUUCCGGUGCAAAAGAAAUCUGUCAUUUUGAAUUUUGACAAACAAAUGUUAGACGUAAAAGACGUAGAUGGAGGAUUUUCACUUACAAAUUUACAAAUUCCAUUGUUAUCCAAAAUACUCAGACUGUGGAGUAUCACCAGCAAACAUUUAAUUCGAUGCAAAAACCUGUAUUUGGUUGUCAAAUCAGUGAGGUAAGGAACAAGAACUGCCUGCAACCAGGAUUAGAAAAACACUUUGAAGUAUUUUAAAAACAGUGAAACUUUACUGUAACAAGUGUUAAAUGGCAGUAGUAUAAUUUGGGGCUGAAACAUUAGAAUUUAAAAUGUUACAAACGCGUCACAGGUUUGGUCGAGUGGCAUCAACUCAGUUUUUUUUUAACAUUCAAAUUAACAGCAUUAAUAAAUAUUAGAUCUGUAAACAAGGUUGACAAUAGGAUGCGAGUGGUUACAUUUUUAGCGAGUGACAUUUUACUGACAUUUACUCAACACAUACCACAGACUGAAAUCAACAAUUACCACAGAAGUCGCAAAUGUCAGUUAAAAAAAAAAGGCAUGCAGAGCAAAAGGAUCCGUAUUUAAGAUUAUACAAAACUCAAACAAAGCAAAAUAAAAAAUAGGCUUGGGUAACACUUUUCAUGCACUAACAGAGAAAGCUAUCCUGGUUUAGUUCAUAACUGUAACUGCGAGUCAGAAAUUUGAGUGACAGUGCCAGUUUGUAAUCUCUAACUGAUUUAAGGGCAAUGUGGUGAGCAGCUUUAGAAGCAAUGGCGACAGAGAAGAAGGCAUUUUUAAAAGUACUGCACACCAACACGGUUAACACCAGG